Messenger RNA from Symbiodinium sp. CCMP2456, 3633 nucleotides. NCBI's taxonomy places the organism in Eukaryota, Dinophyceae, Suessiales, Symbiodiniaceae. The record is from the annotation of a GenBank genome assembly.
AUGUUCGCGCCUUUGCAACAUUCCUUGCAAAGGCCUGCCUGGAUGCACGAAGGCAACUCGUUGCGAAGGUGCCUGGAAUCUGAUUCACAUCAACGCCGACCUCGCCAUUUCUGCUUCGCAGGUUCACUGCUGUGCCUCCAUGCAGUCCAAAGACGAUUGCGCGGAGAUGCACGGAGGUUGCCACGCUUUGCUGCUCGGCCAGACCUGCUUCAGGCAUUGCAGAGGAAGAGGUUGAAGCAGGACACGUGCGAGGAAGUGGCCGCCGGGUGGCUGGCGGUCAAGUCCUGCAAGGGCGCGUCCUCAAGAGAAGAGGUGGAGGCAGCAGAUGCAUUGAGUGAGCUGGACGACGAGCACUUGGUCGCUGUGCUUGGGAAGGUCACUCGACGGCCAGUUGACAAAGAUGCGACUGGCACGGCCUGGGCGCUGCGCAAGGCCGACGACCGAGCCUAUUUUACGUACCUGGCGAAGCAUCCGGAGGUGUAUGCGGAGCAGCUUCAGCAACGAAAUCGGUGGCGAGAAGGGCUCCCACAGGUUCUCAUGGUUGCGGAAAAGCCAUCAGUGGCGCGAUUGGUCGCGGAAUUCCUGUGCCCCCAGACCGAACGACUGCGGGAGAGAAGGGGCUUGUCUCCGGCGUGCCCGGUGCUGGAGUUUGCUGCUGUCUUUCCGCCUACCGGCCAGCGCAGCGUGAUCUGCGUGACCUCGGUGAUUGGCCACAUUUUUCAGCUCGAGUUUGAUGAUCGCCUUCCAAAGCAGUUGGCGGGUAUCUACGAGGCUCCGGUUGUGAAGACUUUCACUGACAGCGCACGCAAAGCCCGAGUGGCAGAGCACUUACAGGAGCUCGCCGAAGCAUCGUCGCACCUCUGCCUGUGGUUGGAUGCAGAUCGCGAAGGAGAAAACAUCGGUUUCGAGGUCAUUGCCGUCUGCAGAGACAGGUUUCCGGACAACUCGAACGUCCAUCGGGCCAUCUUCUCUGCUCUUACGCGAGAAGAGGUCGCAGCAUCGUUCAAUCAACUGGGCCGCCCUAAUAUGGCGGUGGCACAAGGCGUUGAUGCUCGGCAGGAAUUGGAUUUGCGCAUCGGCAUCUCCUUCAGCAGGCUGCUGACUCGUCAACUCACCAACACGCUUCUUGGCAGUGUCAAAAUAGGCGCCAGCAGAUCAAUCACUUACGGGCCUUGCCAGACGCCUGCGCUAGGUUUCUGUGCUCAAAGGCAGCGGGAAAUCGAGAGCUUCCAGCCGCAAAAGCGCUGGACCCCGGAGGUGGAGCUACGGCAUGCUGGAAGCUCGCUGACGUUCGCCUGGAAGCAUGGCCAGCUGGAUGAUGAAAAGCAGGCCAUGGCCCUGGAAGAAGCGCUUCUAUCCAGGCCAGUGGCGAAGCUGGGCUCCAGCUCCAGCAUCCCCGAGGUGCUCCACCGGCCAACAGGCUUGAACACUGUGCAGCUGCUUCGAUCUGCCAGCAACGCGCUGGGCCUUGGCCCAAAGCAGGCCAUGAAAGUCGCAGAGGACCUGUACUCCGCCGGCAUCAUCUCCUACCCUCGAACAGAGACUACGCGCUACCACGAGACGUUUGAUGCAGAGGCAUCGCUCCGCCCCUUGAGCCGCCACCCAACCUUCGGACGAGCAGCGAAAAGCGCCCUGGGUGCGUGGCGGUCGCUGGCUGGCAAGGCGCAGAGCUACCGGGCGCGGGACGUCGGGGACCAUCCUCCAAUCGUGCCGCUGAGGGUGGCAGGACCGGACGAGCUCAGAUCCGCUGCAAGGCGCCUUUACGACUUUGUUUGUCGACAUUUCUUGGCCUCGUGGCUCGGUGACGUGAAACUGGAGAGAAGAGAGGCAUGUUUCGGCAUUGGCGAGUUUGACUUCGAAGUCGUGCUGAGAAGGCUGCCCAGAGAGCGUGGCUGGCUUCAAGUCAUGCCAUGGCGCAUCGACGAACUUCGUCUGGAGGACAGCACAAAGCGACUGGACUGCCUUGACCAGCUCGUCGCCCAGGGCACGGCAACGAUCAGCAACUGGACGUUGGGACAGUCCUGGACAGAAGCCCCAUUACCGUUGACGGAGGCGGAGCUGGUGGACCUGAUGGACAGGAAUGGGAUUGGCACAGAUGCGUCGAUUCCACAGCACAUCCAGACAAUCCAGGAUCGCGGCUACGUGCAACUCUGUGAUGGCAGUGGCGCACCCAUUGAGACAGCGAAGGCUGGGGCCUUCGGACGGAAGCGAGGACGGCCGAGCCAAAGACCAAAAGCACCGGGGAGGUACCUUGUCCCCACGGAGCGAGGAAUGGCACUUGUCCGCGGCCUCAGCCACCUUGAUGCUUCGCUGUGUGAGCCCGAGGUUCGUGCGCUGAUCGAGCGCGAGUGCGCCAUGGUGGCCCGCGCGGAGCUGCAGCAGGACGAGGUGCUGAAGCGCAACAUCGAGCUGUUCCAGGGCAAGUUCAAGCACGUGGAGCGUAGCGUAGCUUCGGACUUUCUUCCAGAAAGCGCCUGGAGGCCACCAGCUUUCGCUCAGGCGCGGCGCCUGGAGAAGGAGCGCGAGAUGGAGGAAAAGCGUCGGCAGGAGGAAGAGGAGGAGCGAAGACGCCAGAUCGAGGACGCGACGCGGGGCGAUCGCACCGUCAUGAUUGUAUGCUUACAUCACAAGGCUGACGAGCGUGAUGUCUAUGAGUUCUUCUCGAAGAAUGCUGGCAAGGUGCGAGAUGUGCAGAUCAUCCGUGAUGCACGUACAGGCCGAUCCAAGGGCCUCGCUUACGUGGAGUUCUACCUGCAGGAAGCCACGCUGAAAGCCCUGGCGCUCAGCGGGCAGCCGAUCAAGGGUCAGGCAGUUCGUGUGCAGCCAUCCCAGGCGGAGAAGAACCGAGCGGCCCAGGCUGCCAAGGCCUCGAUUCACUACACGGCGCCGCGCGAGACCCCGCUCCGCCUGUACGUGGGCGGCCUCACUGACUCUUUGGCGAAUAUUUCCGAGGAGGAGCUUAAGAAGCUGUUCUCGCCGUUUGGUGAGAUUGAGUUCAUUGAUCUGCACAGGGAUCCUUACACGAACAAGUGCAAGGGCUUCGCGUUCGUGCAGUUCAAGAACGCUUCAGAGGCGCGCGAGGCGAUGACGGCCAUGAACGGCUUCCAGCUGGCAGGCAAGGAGCUGAAGGUGGGUAUUGCAACGAGCGACAUGCAGCUUGGUGAGGCUGGUGGCGCGAACAAUCUGGCAAUCGGUGGUGAGAAUCUUCACGAGGAUGCCAGUGCGAUGGGCCCGAACGCCAGCCAGCCCGGCAUGCUGAAGGAUGCAAACGACCGGCUGGCGCUCAUGCAGAAGCUGCAGCGCGAUACUAUUCCAGGCUACAGUGGGCCCGGCGUGCCAUCGAACAUUAUUGUGCUGCACGGCAUGUUCAACCCGUCGCAAGUCAACUUGGCGGCCGAUCCAGAAUUCUUCAACGAUAUCCAUGCAGAUGUUGAGCAGGAGUGCCGAAAGUAUGGCUCUGUCGUGAAGGUUUUUGCCGACCAGGGCAGCAGCAAGGGCGAUGUCUGGGUCAAGUUCACCGACGCAACCUCCGCCUCGAACUGCCAGCGUGCACUCGACAGGCGUUGGUUCGCUGGGCAGCAGAUCAUCGCGGAAUUCAGCACCGAAGCUGCCUGGGCAGGCGUUGUGCGGUGA